UCUCAAAUUACUCUGGGAAUUAUUUUACAACGUGGAGUGAAGGAUCUCUUGAAAUCGGGGCUCCGAACACUCUCACGUCCUAAAGCUCUGGUCGUUCCUCUCCAGAGGACCACGACUCUGCUCGCACUCACCGCGCUCUUCUCACCUCGAACCCCGCAGAGCGCCUGUCGUUCUCCCCGCUGUCUCCCGAUGAAGGAAGCCGACGCGAUCAAGCUGUUCGUGGGGCAGAUUCCUCGGAAUCUAGAGGAGAAGGACCUCAAACCGAUCUUUGAACAGUUCGGGAAGAUCUACGAGCUGACGGUGAUAAAGGACAAAUACACCGGCAUGCACAAAGGAUGUGCAUUCCUGACAUACUGUGCGAGGGAGUCAGCGCUGAAGGCCCAGAGUGCUUUGCAUGAGCAGAAGACACUACCGGGGAUGAACCGACCCAUCCAGGUAAAACCAGCCGACAGCGAGGGGAGAGGAGAAGACAGGAAGUUGUUUGUGGGCAUGCUGGGUAAACAGCAGAGUGAUGAAGACGUCAAGAGGCUGUUUGAGCCCUUUGGCACUAUAGACGAGUGUACUGUACUACGGGGGCCAGACGGCACCAGUAAAGGUUGUGCGUUUGUGAAGUACCAGGGACAUGCUGAAGCUCAGGCUGCCAUUAGCACCCUGCAUGGGAGCCGCACACUGCCUGGUGCGUCGUCCAGUCUGGUGGUGAAGUUUGCCGACACAGAGAAGGAGAGAGGGCUGAGACGAAUGCAGCAGGUGGCAUCACAGCUGGGCAUCUUCAGCCCCACCAUGACACUUAACUUCCCUGCUUACAACGCUUACACACAGGCCGUCAGCGCACAGGCAAUUGUCCAGCAACAAGCUCUGGUUGCUCAGUCAGCGUACCUGUCUCCUGUAGCAACUGUUGCCAGUUUACAGAUGCAGCAGCUGGCAGCGCUCAACGCAAAUGGAAUCAUCGCCACGCCCAUCACAUCUUCCUCUGAGUCUAGUAGCUGUCAAUCACAAUAUCUCCUCCACUGUGAUUGGUCCUCCCGGUUUGCAGGUACGAAUACCCCUCCAACCAUCUCAGCCACGCCCGUGCCAUCACUACCUCCACCUCUAGGAGUCAAUGGUUACAGUCCACCAACCAAUGGACAGCAAGCAUCAGAAGCACUAUACACCAAUGGCAUUCAUGCGUACCAAGCCCAGAGUCCAGCAUUAUCUCUAGAUCCUCUCCAGCAGGCGUAUGCAGGCAUGCAGCACUACACAGCGGCGUACCCUGCUGCCUAUGGAUUGGUCGGCCAGCAUUUUCCACAGCAACCUACCCUGGUUGCCCAGCAACACCAGCAGCCCCAGCAACAGCAGCAGCGAGAAGGGCCGGAGGGUUGUAAUAUCUUUAUCUACCACCUGCCUCAGGAGUUCAGUGACAGUGAGAUGCUCCAGAUGUUUCUGCCCUUUGGAAACGUCAUCUCAGCUAAAGUCUUUGUAGACCGCGCCACCAACCAGAGCAAGUGCUUCGGUUUUGUGAGUUUUGACAACCCAUCCAGUGCCCAGACUGCCAUCCAGGCUAUGAAUGGGUUCCAGAUCGGCAUGAAGAGACUCAAGGUGCAGCUGAAACGACCUAAAGACGCCAACCGCCCCUACUGAAGGAGAGAGGAGAGAGACUCUGGCCAUGGUGGAAUCCCAGCGUGCAUUGCACCCUCAGACCUACUACCUUUCUUUUGAGCGACGGGGAACAGCACACACACAAACACCACACACACACAAAUACUACACACACACACACACCACACACACACACACACACACACACACCACACACACACACAUUGCACUCUAAAAGGACCAAGGCACAGAUAUUGACCAAUGUACAUAUUAUAGUCCUCACACACACAAACACUCACAUACUUUCAAAUACAUAUAUGUCAGUAAUCGUACCCAUUGAAGUGGACUCAGUUUGAAAAUGGUUUGUGAGGAGUUUGUCUGGAGUGUGUGGGGCAGUGAAGAUCACACACAUACACGACCCAGGAAGUACUUACUAAAGUCAUUGAUAAGAUGAUGAAUAAUGGUGAUAUAUCACUUCUUUGGACCAUAACAUGUCAUAUUACAUGGCUAUUACAUGUGUAUAACAUGAUACAAAUAGGAAGGCCUCCAUUUCGUAAUAAAAAAAGGAAAACAGGAAAAAAUAUUGAGACAAAAAUGAGUAAUUUAGAGAAACUUUGGAGAGAGAUCCUUAUGGCCUGUAAAUAAUUUAGUUUAAGAAGAGUAACAUUUAGAAAAUUACAAAAAAACGCAAAAAGAAGAGUACUUUAGAUAAACCACUGAAAAAUGUCACAUUAUUGUUAUUAUUAUUAUUAUCUUCGUUAGGGGAUAUUGUAUUAGAAAUAAAGAAAGGGGAGAAUCACAAACAUAUUUUCAAUUUCUACUUAGAUUUUAGGAUAAAUGUGGGUGGGAGGGACUGCACCUUUUCUGAGAGGUUUUAAUAUUUUAACAAUUUUUUAUUUAUUGACUAAUUUAUCAAUUAUUUUUGUUAAUAGGGAGAAUUGAUGAAGGGUUUAAAGGGGUUACGAGUUUCUGAUUUUAGAAUUUUUUAGAGCAAAAAAGGGUCUGUUUCUGUCAGACUCUGUCAGAGUAAUUAUAAUUAUGAAUGAAUUAUUACAACAAUGAUAUUUAUUUCUUAUUUAUUGAGUCUGUUUUUGAUCCAAUCUCUUUUUAAGUUAAAAUAAAAAGUAUUAUAC
This is a messenger RNA of Oncorhynchus nerka (sockeye salmon), 2708 nucleotides long. Its product is annotated as CUGBP Elav-like family member 3. Gene Ontology annotation, cellular component: cytoplasm; ribonucleoprotein complex; nucleus. Gene Ontology annotation, molecular function: mRNA binding. Bases 190 to 1617 code for a protein of 475 amino acids. The transcript is spliced from 14 exons. Gene Ontology annotation, biological process: regulation of alternative mRNA splicing, via spliceosome; mRNA splice site recognition. The record is from RefSeq and is a predicted model, not a curated record. NCBI's taxonomy places the organism in Eukaryota, Metazoa, Chordata, Actinopteri, Salmoniformes, Salmonidae.